Molecule: messenger RNA, 507 nt
Organism: Vanessa atalanta (red admiral)
Lineage: Eukaryota; Metazoa; Arthropoda; Insecta; Lepidoptera; Nymphalidae
Product: cuticle protein-like
Exons: 3
Coding region: 43-423 (126 amino acids)
Cellular component (GO): extracellular matrix
Source: RefSeq, a predicted model, not a curated record
ACGUACUUAUUACAUUCUCACUUUGACAUUCGCAUUAUCAACAUGUCUGCUAAGUUCGUUGUCGUCCUCGCUUUGGCCGUCGCCGCCUCAGCCCUGCCCGUAGUCCCCGUUGGCAAAAUCGCUUACGCGGAAGCGCCCGCUCAGUACGACUUCCAGUACUCCGUCCACGAUGGUCAAAGCGGAGACGUGAAACAGCAGCAGGAGAACCGCGAUGGCGACGCCGUGCACGGCUCCUACUCUCUGGUGCAGCCCGACGGUGUGCACCGCAUCGUAGAGUACACCGCUGACAAGGAGCACGGAUUCAUCGCCAAUGUGGCUUACUCCGCCCCCGUCGCCUACGCCGCUCCUGUCGCCAAGGUGGCCUACUCCGCACCUCUCACCCACGUGUCUUACUCUUCCCCCUCCAUCUCCUACCAGCACUAAAGUCACUAGUCGUUAUCUGUUGUCGUUGCUUAAGUUAUUUAUGUGAUAUAAAUAGUUACAAAUAAAUUAUUUGUUUAAGAUUUA